Molecule: messenger RNA, 1055 nt
Organism: Thalassophryne amazonica
Lineage: Eukaryota; Metazoa; Chordata; Actinopteri; Batrachoidiformes; Batrachoididae
Product: iporin-like
Exons: 4
Coding region: 93-1055 (320 amino acids)
Cellular component (GO): cytoplasmic vesicle
Source: RefSeq, a predicted model, not a curated record
UGUGUGUGUGUGUGUGUGUGUGUGUGUGUGUGUGUGUGUGUGUGUGUGUGUGGUACAAGCUGCUAUACUCUGAAUCAUGACUUGGCACUUUUAUGUUUGGUUUGAGUUCUAACUUGUUAAAUCUGAAGUCAUAUGCUGCUAAUCAAAGUCUUCUUGUGUGUCUGUGUUCUGCUGGAAUCUCUUCCCAUGAGUCAGGUGGUCUCUGCAGCUCCUCAGACAGCUGCCCGGUGGUGAUCCGAUACAGCAAAGACCAGCGGCCCACCACUCUGCCCAUCCAGCCCUUCACCUUCCACCACCAGUUUGCCUCCAAGCCCCCACAGCCCAAACCUGUGCUGCCGCUGCUCUCAGGUUACAUCUCUGGGAUGCAGGCCCGUUCUGGUUCUGGUGGUUCAGAAGAGGAGGAGAGUGAAGAUGUGGAUAAAAAUGUGCACAAGUAUCAGGCAGGUCACACUGCGGCAGCGCCUCCUCCCGGAUCUGUACGACCCUCACCUCUGGGCAGCUAUUCUCCAGUUCGCCUCCAAGGGGCACCGAGCUCCGGGACCUGCUCUACCUGUACCCCGAGCCCUCAGCCUGCACACAGUGUCUCCUGUCCACUCUCUGUGGGCCUCGGCCCCCUGCAUUCCCCGCCAGCCACAAAACAAAGCACGGCGCUGCCCCCUACCCCGCUGCCCCCUUCACUGGGGGUGAAGAAGGUGAUGGUGCCGCCGCCGGUGCAGGGUCAGUGCUUCCACCGAGGAACUCUGCACAGCGACACACUGAGCCUCCUGGGAUGCAUUGACUCAGCAAAGCACAGGGAUGGAAGCAAAGGGCCCGGAACCCGAAGCCACAACGUGAGCCAGCAGAGCUGCAGCGAGCUGCUGCCCGAGUAUUUCUCCCUGACUGAGAAGCCCCCAGAAGAGUUCUGCCUCUCCCCGGAUGCCCUCCUCAUCGUCCUCAAGUCUCACAUCUCCGUUGACCUGAAGCAGAAAAGAGCUCUGGUGAAGGCCGUGAACAUGGCGGUUGACCUGAUUGUGGCGCACUUUGGCACCAGUCGAGACCCGGAUGUAAAGGUAUGA